Cynara cardunculus var. scolymus (artichoke) is the source of this 1731-nucleotide messenger RNA. Its product is annotated as putative GPI-anchor transamidase. The transcript is spliced from 11 exons. Gene Ontology annotation, cellular component: GPI-anchor transamidase complex. Lineage: Eukaryota; Viridiplantae; Streptophyta; Magnoliopsida; Asterales; Asteraceae. The record is from RefSeq and is a predicted model, not a curated record. The coding region runs from base 197 to 1435 and encodes 412 amino acids. Gene Ontology annotation, molecular function: GPI-anchor transamidase activity. Gene Ontology annotation, biological process: proteolysis; attachment of GPI anchor to protein; protein localization to cell surface.
AAAAAGGAAAAGGAAAUCAUCGUACCUAGAUUUGAAGRAAAAAAAUGGGGUGUUCAAUCUACUUCUCAAAUCAAAGCUCACCGAGAUCUACUUCCAAAAUUUGUUGAUUAUCGACAGAAUCGCUAGCGAGUAGCUGAAUUUUGGUGUGUUUCAGGUGAAGUAAAGAUUCUGGAAACUGGAAUAGAUCGUGCAGAAGAUGAUGAAUCGAAAGAGAGACAACUUUUUCAGUAGRUUCAUAUUAACAAUUAUAACAGUGAUUACAGUAUCACUUUCGUGUUCAUUUGUUCAUUUCUCUCAUGCUGCUUCGUCGGAUUCUUCUUCGGUGCACACUAACAAUUGGGCCGUCUUGGUUUGCACCUCUCGCUUCUGGUUUAAUUAUCGGCAUAUGGCAAACACUUUAUCCUUGUAUAGGACUGUGAAACGACUAGGGAUACCUGAUGAGAGGAUCAUUCUUAUGUUAGCUGAUGAUAUGGCUUGCAAUGCUCGGAACAAGUACCCUGCACAAGUUUUCAAUAAUGAAAACCAUAGGCUUAAUUUGUAUGGUGAUAAUGUUGAGGUAGACUAUCGAGGUUAUGAAGUGACAGUUGAAAACUUUUUGCGAGUUUUAACGGGGCGUCAUGAAAAUGCCGUACCGAGAUCCAAGCGUCUUUUGAGCGAUGAAGGAAGCCACAUACUGCUAUACAUGACCGGACAUGGAGGAGACGAGUUUCUGAAAUUUCAGGACGCGGAUGAACUUCAGAGCCAUGAUUUGGCUGAUGCAGUCAAACAAAUGAAAGAAAAGCGUAGGUUCAAGGAACUGCUGAUUAUGGUAGAUACUUGUCAAGCUGCUACACUCUUUUCCCAGCUCCAUUCACCUGGUGUUUUGGCUAUUGGAAGUAGCAUGAAAGGGGAAAACUCAUAUUCACAYCACUUGGAUUCUGAUGUCGGUGUUUCUGUUGUAGAUCGAUUCACAUUUUAUACAUUAGCUUUCUUUGAGAGGCUCAAUAUGUAUGACAAUGCAUCAUUAAGCAGUCUGUUUAGCUCGUACAAUCCAAAUUUGUUGCUGUCAACGGCAUAUUAUCGAACAGAUCUAUAUCAACAACAAAUGGAGAAGGUACCCGUUACAAAUUUCUUUGGUUCCGUCAUGGAAACGAUCCACACUGGUUCUGCUUACAGAGGCGUGUCRGGUAAAGACAGCAAUCGGGCCAAGUUCGAGGUGUCGUCUGAUCAAUCUUAUGAUAGGGAUGCCAAAAGUAUAACAACUAGUUCAGAUCCCGAGAAACAAGUUGAUCAUCCAGGGAUAAAGGCGGUAAAAAGUGGAACUUGUCCUCAUGCAGAUUUGUGGAACAUGAUUGUUGAGAAGGUUCAACGUAUCAAAGAUGUUGACAGCAUCGUGAAUUAUGGUUUCGUUGGAUUGUUGACCCUGGUCGCUGUUUCUACUUGGCAUUCGUCAUAAAGGUCUUGCAAAGACUGGUUAAAGAGACAAAUUGAGCUUCUCAUAGUCUUGCUCUCAAGAACAUCCGAUGCAGCCAAAUUUGAAUAUCAAAAAACCGAAUCAGCCAUCAUGGCUCUCAAUCUGGGCCAGACUCGAUACAAGUAAAUACAAAGUUGGCUGAUCUUUCUUGCAUUUACAUUUUUACAGKUGCUGACUUUGACUCGAGUGGRAUUUACUGGGUCMGUUUGGUUUAGUUAAYGACCUUGUAUGCAUUUGCAUCCCUAAUUAGACACAAUUUUAAUAGCUUAUUUAUUAAA